This is a messenger RNA of Aspergillus aculeatus ATCC 16872, 1072 nucleotides long. RefSeq names its product nucleolar protein 16. Bases 53 to 793 code for a protein of 246 amino acids. The record is from RefSeq and is a predicted model, not a curated record. Gene Ontology annotation, biological process: ribosomal large subunit biogenesis. The transcript has 2 exons. NCBI's taxonomy places the organism in Eukaryota, Fungi, Ascomycota, Eurotiomycetes, Eurotiales, Aspergillaceae. Gene Ontology annotation, cellular component: nucleolus.
CAGCCAACACUCACUUCAACCAACAGUCCAACUCCCGAACAAUCAACACACUAUGACCAACGUGCGCCAGAAGAGAAAGAACCGCUCCGGCUUGCCCAAGGCCAAGGCCAAGCGCACCGGUCUCCUGAAGAAUGGCCGGAAGAAGAUCAAUGUUCUGGGAAAUGCCAUCAUCGCUGAGAACUGGAACCGCGAUUUGACCCUCACACAAAACUACCGCAAUCUGGGGCUGGUGCACCGCCUGAAUGCGCCGACGGGAGGAUCCGAGAAGCGGCCCACGAAGGAGGGGGGCGUCGCGCGCGAACGGGAGGAUUCGCUGCACAUCAAGAGCAGCGCGACCGCGGUGGCACAGAAGAACGCGGCCAGCGAGAUCCGCGUCGAGCGCGACCCGGAGACCGGCAAGAUCCUGCGCGUCAUCCGGCCCGAGGACGACGACGAGAUUGAAGUGGCAGGCCGCAAGCACAAGCGCAGCAACCCGCUGAACGACCCGCUGAAUGAUCUGUCGGACGACGAGGAGGCGGAGGGUGAUAAGGCGAUGAGUGCGCAACAGAAGCAGAAGGCCGACAGCGAGAUCGUCCGGCAGCUCGAGCUCCAGGCCGACCUGGAGAGCCGCAAGGUCGCCGCCAAGAAGCCCCGCCACCAAAGCAAGAGAGAGGAGGAGUGGAUUCUGCGACUGGUGGAGAAGCACGGCGACAACUACGCCGCCAUGGCGCGGGACCGGAGAUUGAACCCGAUGCAGCAGACCGCGGGCGAUCUGAAGCGGAGAAUCACCAAGUGGGAGAAGAACCGGUCAUGAUUUGGGUGCCCUGAUAUAAAACAAAUCUCUUUGCAUUUUGGCGAGAAUGGCGUUGAGUUUCCUCUUAUUUCUUCUUCGGAUUUCUUUGUUGGGCUAAAAGUGUCUGUGUCUGUCUUGGGUCAUAUGAACAAUGUCCGGCCCUACUUACUUCGCGGGAUACCAAUUUAGUUGGGAUGAAAAUGAUCGAUUCUGGCUGGAGCCACGUCUAUUGCACAGUACAUAGACGAUCAGAGCAGUGGUCCGCCUACAGUAUCAAUGAACAAAGGUGCUACUAGAGUC